Messenger RNA from Melospiza georgiana, 2143 nucleotides. RefSeq names its product glycerol-3-phosphate dehydrogenase 1 (gene GPD1). The transcript is spliced from 8 exons. Gene Ontology annotation, molecular function: NAD binding; glycerol-3-phosphate dehydrogenase [NAD(P)+] activity; protein homodimerization activity. Gene Ontology annotation, biological process: carbohydrate metabolic process; glycerol-3-phosphate catabolic process. Lineage: Eukaryota; Metazoa; Chordata; Aves; Passeriformes; Passerellidae. The coding region runs from base 31 to 1080 and encodes 349 amino acids. The record is from RefSeq and is a predicted model, not a curated record. Gene Ontology annotation, cellular component: glycerol-3-phosphate dehydrogenase (FAD) complex; cytosol.
CCCAGCCCGCAGUGCCCCGCUCCCGGCACCAUGGGUGGCAAGAAGGUUUGCGUCGUGGGCUCUGGCAACUGGGGCUCGGCCAUCGCCAAGAUCGCCGGCAGCAACACAGCUCGGCUGGGCAGCUUCGAGAGCCAGGUGAACAUGUGGGUGCUGGAGGAGGAGGUGGGCGGCCGGCGGCUCACGGACAUCAUCAACACAGAGCACGAGAACGUCAAGUACCUGCCGGGGCACAAGCUGCCCCCCAACGUGGUGGCAGAGCCAGACCUGCUCAAAGCCUGUGCAGGGGCUGAUGUCCUCCUGUUCGUGGUGCCCCACCAGUUCAUCGGCAAAGUCUGUGACCAGCUCAAGGGCCACGUGAAGAAAGAGGCCAUUGGGAUGUCACUCAUCAAGGGCGUGGAUGAAGGACCAGAUGGGCUGAGGCUGAUCUCAGACAUCAUCCAUGAGAAACUGGGAAUAGAAAUGAACGUGCUCAUGGGGGCCAAUAUUGCCAAUGAAGUGGCAGAAGAGAAGUUCUGUGAAACCACCAUUGGCUGCAAGAACAUGAAGCACGGGCAGAUGCUGAAGGACCUGAUGCAGACCCCCAACUUCCGCGUGUCGGUGGUGCAGGAAGCUGACACUGUAGAGAUCUGUGGGGCUCUCAAGAAUGUGGUGGCUGUCGGGGCCGGUUUCUGUGAUGGGCUUGGCUACGGUGACAACACCAAGGCUGCUGUGAUCCGCCUGGGCCUGAUGGAGAUGAUUGGCUUUGCCAAACUCUUCUGCAAGGGCCCUGUCACCUCCUCCACCUUCCUGGAGAGCUGCGGCGUUGCCGACCUCAUCACCACCUGCUACGGGGGCCGCAACCGCAAGGUGGCCGAGGCUUUUGCCAAGACUGGGAAGUCCAUCGAGCAGCUGGAGAAGGAGAUGCUGAAUGGGCAGAAGCUGCAGGGUCCCCAGACAUCUGCUGAGCUGCAUCGAAUCCUCAAGAGCAAGAAUGCAGUGGAGAAGUUCCCCCUCUUCACGGCUGUGUAUCAGAUCUGCUACGAGGGCAAACCUGUCACCGACUUCAUCACGUGUCUGCAGAACCACCCUGAGCACAUGUAAGGGGCUCUGCCUGCAGAGCACAGGUCCUGCUGAGAUGUGCUGAGAGCUCCUGCCCACACCAACCUCAUCUGCUGCCACAGCCUUGGAAGGAGUCUGGGUCUCCUGGGAGCCUCUGCAGACUGCUGGAAGAGCAGAGGUUCCCUUCCCCAGCCCCAGACACUGCCCUGGACACUGAGCCUGGCACAGAGGUACCUGCUGACCUCUUCCUCUCUUUGAAGGGCUCAUUUAAUUGCUGCUGCCAAGGUUUGCCCUGAGCAGGGCUGAGCAUCUUCCUCCUUCCACUUCCUCACAGUGGAUUCAGCUCUGGGAAGGACUCUGCCAGGCCAUCCUGAUAGAUAAGGGCUGGGCACUGCCUGGCAGGGAAAACAAGUGUCCCAAGUCUUCCUUCUUAGCCCCUACGGGUGACACCAGCUCUUCCCUACCUGCUGCUGCUUUUGCAUUCCCUGUCUGGUGGAGAGGGCACAGUCCCCUGCCAGGCUCCACCUGCUGAGUGGAGCUCUCAGGACUUCCAAAGGCACUGAGGAUCUUUCUAAGCAGCACCAGCACAGACAAUGGCAUUCCCUGCCACCCAGCCAUGUGCUGCUUUCCUCCAGCUGCUCCUGCUGACCCAGGGACACGCUGGAGCUUGUUUAGAGCUUUUUCUCUCUCCAUCAGACCUGGCCCCAGCCCGGGGGAGCUCCCCUGUUGUCACAGGAGGAAGGAGGUCUCACACUUUCCCUCAUGUGGGGAUGCUGCAAGCUGCCCUCUGGCAUGGGGGCAGGAAUUGGCAUAUGAUCCACAACAGGUACAUGGAGAUGUCCAACAUCCCAGGACAGAACAGAGGUCUUGGGCCUGACACUGAGCCUGUGAAAUUUGCCCCUUGUCCGGACAGGUGCCACAUGUCCUUCUGCCCCUCUGAGCUGUUUGCUCAGGCCAGAGUGUCCAGCAGUCACUGAUCCUACCUGGGCUGGAAGGCUGGAAUGCUGCAAGGCUCCCUGUUCUCCCCCUUCAAAUCCCAGAGCCAAGGGGUCUCUGACUAGCAGUGUUCCUUUGAAAUAACAAUAAACAUGGAGAGGAGAUGGGA